Pochonia chlamydosporia 170 is the source of this 333-nucleotide messenger RNA. RefSeq lists its product as hypothetical. NCBI's taxonomy places the organism in Eukaryota, Fungi, Ascomycota, Sordariomycetes, Hypocreales, Clavicipitaceae. The transcript has 2 exons. Bases 1 to 333 code for a protein of 110 amino acids. The record is from RefSeq and is a predicted model, not a curated record.
AUGGAGCUUGUGCUUGUGCUUGUACUCGUGCUACCGAGGACACGAGAGCCAGCUGCGUCAAGUAGCUCUAACAAGCGUACCGUUUUCUCGCUUUGCAAGGUCGCUGCUCGCUCAAUUGAUAAGGUCAAGUCCCGUCGCUCAGCUCCACGCCAAUCAAAAGAACCUUGUAUCGUCAAUCGUCGCUGCAAUGCGCCGCUAAAACCAAAUACACAGCAUCAGCCCAUGAAUUGCAGACAAGUCGAAUCUAGAAAAGGUGCCACAAUGAAGCAGCAGCUUAUAAGAAGUAAUAAUGGCCAACAAGUUGCCGAGGUGAAAAGUGGCCAGCUAGACUGA